AUGCGGUCGAAUAUACUUCGCGCCGGCCAAGCAGCCAACUGCAGACCUCACCUACUCUCCUCUCUGCGCCAAUCGUCCUUCCAAGCACGAAGAUGUCUAGCCACGAGCCACGACCCGCCCACUGCCCGUAAUGUCGACCUCGCCUCCCGCACCCCACCCUACGCCAAGUUGCUCUCUCGCCUUGAAGAAGUACGGCGCGUACUGGGAUCUUCACGACAAUUGACUUUGGCCGAGAAGAUUCUCUACUCGCAUCUUGAGAGUCCAGAGGAGUCGCUUAUGAACAACACAAAUGGUGGAAGGAACAUCAGAGGUCAGGCAAACUUGAAAUUGAAGCCGGACCGCGUUGCUAUGCAGGAUGCCAGUGCCCAGAUGGCUUUGUUGCAGUUCAUGAGCUGCGGGCUGCCGAGCACGGCGGUCCCUGCUAGUAUACACUGCGACCACAUGAUAGUAGGAGAAAAAGGUGCUGACACCGACCUUCCACAAUCGAUUGCGGGUAACAAGGAGGUUUUCGAUUUCCUCGAGUCGGCAGCGAAGAAAUACGGAAUUGAAUUCUGGCCACCAGGCGCUGGUAUCAUCCAUCAGUCUGUGCUGGAGAACUACAGUGCCCCUGGCUUGAUGAUCUUGGGCACAGACAGCCACUCCCCGAAUGCUGGAGGGUUGGGAUCAAUCACAAUCGGUGUCGGUGGUGCGGACGCAGUGGACGCCCUAGUGGAUGCGCCAUGGGAGCUUAAGGCACCCAAAAUUCUGGGUGUGAAGCUCACUGGAGAACUCAGCGGAUGGGCUUCCCCGAAGGACGUAAUCUUGAAGUUGGCUGGCGAGCUGACCGUCCGGGGUGGCACUGGUUUCAUCAUUGAGUACUUCGGACCUGGUGUGCAGUCUUUGAGCUGCACUGGUAUGGCGACUAUUUGCAACAUGGGUGCCGAAGUCGGCGCAACUACCUCGCUCUUCCCCUUCUCUCCUGCACACAUCCCCUAUCUCCAAGCCACACAUCGAGGACCGAUCGCUGAGGCUGCUCAAAAGAUUGCCAAUUCACCAAUGCAGCAGAACCUCCUCCGUCCCGAUGCGGAAGCCGCUUACGACAAGGUUAUUGAGAUUAACCUCUCAGAGCUUGAACCACACAUCAACGGACCAUUUACUCCUGAUCUAUCAACACCUCUUUCGAAGUUCAAGUCAGCAGUGGAAGAGAAGGGGUGGCCACAAACCUUCGGCGCUGGUCUCAUUGGUAGCUGCACGAACAGCUCUUACCAGGACAUGACCCGAUCAGAAGAGAUCGUGAAGCAGGCAUUGGCAGCUGGCCUUAAGCCCAAGGCGGAUUUCUUCAUUACCCCUGGCAGCGAACAAAUCCGUGCAACGUUGGAACGGGAUGAAACCCUCCAGACGUUCACUGAAGCUGGAGGUACUGUGCUGGCGAACGCUUGCGGGUAA
Molecule: messenger RNA, 1425 nt
Organism: Alternaria arborescens
Lineage: Eukaryota; Fungi; Ascomycota; Dothideomycetes; Pleosporales; Pleosporaceae
Product: putative aconitate hydratase
Exons: 6
Coding region: 1-1425 (474 amino acids)
Cellular component (GO): cytosol; mitochondrion
Molecular function (GO): 4 iron, 4 sulfur cluster binding; aconitate hydratase activity
Source: RefSeq, a predicted model, not a curated record